GCUUGACGGGCUGACGCUAGAGUCCGCCCCAAUUCCUCAGACUGUGUCUGCCCAUGGCCGACUCGGUACAUGGGCGCUCUGUGGGCCGAAAGGCUCGGGCCAACCGAAAUGCUGCUGCAGGUACUAAACAAACAAGUUCCUUGAAACAAGAUGCUUCUAAAAGGAAAGCAGAACUGGAAGCCGCUGUGAAGAAGAAGAUUGAGCUUGAGAGAAAAGCUUUGCACAUUGUCGAACAGCUUUUAGAAGAGAAUAUCACAGAAGAGGUCCUAAAGGAGUGUGGGAAGUUCAUCACGCCUGCUCACUACAACGAUGUUGUAGAUGAGCGCUCUAUUAUAAAACUCUGUGGUUAUCCUUUGUGUCAAAAGAAGCUGGGAAUUGUACCAAGACAGAAAUACAAAAUUUCUACCAAAACCAAUAAAGUCUAUGAUAUUACUGAAAGAAAGUCUUUUUGCAGCAAUUUUUGUUACAAAGCAUCCAAGUUUUUUGAAGCACAGAUUUCCAAAUCUCCAGUAUGGGUUCGAGAAGAAGAAAGGCAUCCUGACUUUCAGCUGCUAAAGGAUGGACAAAGUGGCUGUUCGGGGGAAGAAGUACAGUUACGCAGCGAAGCCAUCAAAGUGUCGGAUAUUGAUAGCUCUGGCCCUGUUGAGAAGCACCCUGAGUCCUCUUCUCCUGGCACCUGCAGUGAUAGUGCCAGCGAUAAUGAGCAGGACUUUGUUUCCUCCAUCCUACCAGGAAACAGACCAAGUGCAACGGGUGCAGGGCCACAGCUGCACACCAAAAGCAAAAUGAAAAAGAAAGCUGGUCAAAAAGCUAACUUCACACACAUGGAACCGACAGUAGUAGCUGUCACCGAGCGGUUAGGUAACUGUAGACUAGACAGUCAGGAGAAAGCUGCUGCUGGUGAGCUCCCUGUAAAGAAAGGAAGCACUCAGACUGAUUCAACUAGUCCUUGUUGUGAAAGACUAGACGCCUCAACAAAGUCUGAAAAUAAGUGCAGUAUGUCAGAAAUAACUCUUGUAGGUAUAAGUAAGAAAAGUGCUGAACAUUUCAAGAGGAAAUUUGCCAGAACAAACCAAGUUUCUGGGUCAGCCUCUAGUCCAGUACAGGUGUGCCCUGAAGUUGCAAAGAUAAACUUGCUUCAAGUUCUGAGGAAAACUUUGCUGGAAUGGAAGACAGAAGAAACGUUGAAGUUUUUGUAUGGCCAGAAUUACACUUCUGUGUGUCUGAAACCCUCACUGGUCUCUGAGGCUAAUCAAGAACUUGAUGAAGAUGACAUAAAUUAUGACCCAGGUAGUUACUUCCCUACUCUGAAAGUAUCUCAGAACAAUCUAGAUGAGUCUUUACCUUUUAGAGGCUCAGAUACAGCCAUCAAACCACUGCCAAGCUAUGAGAACUUGAAAAAGGAAACGGAAACACUAAACCUGAGGAUCAGGGAGUUUUACAGAGGGCGUUAUGUGAUAAAUGAAGACACCAUCAAGUCACAAGACCUAGAAGAGCAUGAUCCCACUUUCCCACUGAUAGAUUCAAGUUCCCAGAACCAGAUUAGAAAACGCAUUGUUCUUGAAAAAUUGAAUAAAGUAUUGCCUGGACUUUUGGGCCCUCUCCAGAUUACAGUAGGAGAUAUUUACACGGAACUUAAGAAUCUUGUUCGAACUUUCAGAUUAACUAAUAGAAACAUUAUACACAAGCCUGUGGAAUGGACUUUAAUUGCUGUGGUGUUACUGACAUUACUGACCCCAAUUCUCGGCAUUCAGGAGAAUUCUUCGAAAAAUGUGGUGUUUACACAGUUUAUAGCCACCCUGCUUAAAGAGUUACAUUUAAAGAAUGAAGACCUUGAAAGUUUAACUAUUAUAUUUAGAACCAGCUGUUAACCAGAGUGGCUCCCCAUGUGCGAACAUAGAUGCAGACUUGGAUACGAUUCAGGAAGACAGAAUGGAAGAUGUUUCUCUACCCUAUACCUGGAACUCUAGCCACUUAUGAGUCUGGUUCGGGAUUACUGUUUCUAGCUUUAUUCUAAGAAAGAUCUGUCCUUCCCAGGUUCCAGUCCCCUAACUCAUAGUCCCUGCAAGUAAAGGGCAACUUCUCAGACACCAGAGAGCCAUGACUGCCUGUAGGAAUAACAAGCCCUUUCAUCCUGAGCUACAAGACAGUAGUUUUAUUUUCAAAGGAAAGUAGAAAAGUCUUAAGUUGAAACUUCAGUGGAUAUUCAAGAAAAUGUAAUAACUUUUAGUGGUUCUAAAUAAUUAUGAGCAUCAUACUUGUUGGCUAAAAAUUAUGAAAAUUACGUUUUGGGCCCAUUGUAAAUUUUAUUUUCUGAAAACAGCAAAUAAUUAGGUCAAUAAAUACAUUCUAAAAUAAAGCUCUUCAGAAGUCUA
Molecule: messenger RNA, 2375 nt
Organism: Jaculus jaculus (lesser Egyptian jerboa)
Lineage: Eukaryota; Metazoa; Chordata; Mammalia; Rodentia; Dipodidae
Gene: Rpap2
Product: RNA polymerase II associated protein 2
Exons: 14
Coding region: 54-1871 (605 amino acids)
Cellular component (GO): nucleus; cytoplasm
Molecular function (GO): RNA polymerase core enzyme binding; RNA polymerase II CTD heptapeptide repeat phosphatase activity
Source: RefSeq, a predicted model, not a curated record